CUUCGAAUCGCAUGCCAGAUCCCACGUUUUCCUAGCAUUCUCAUUGAAGACACAAUCUGAUAUAUCAAGCAUACGACAGUAUCAUAUCAUGGCCAAGAAAUCUGCUCAAACUUCUUUCUUUUCCCUGCCCGCAGAACUCCGGCUGCAAAUCGCGACUUACGCCCUCGAUCAACCAGUAGAUGCCGGUUUUGAACUACGAAGCGCUGACGCGACCCAAAUCAACCACUAUCCCCAGCUAGGUCCCGGAUCCCCUAUAGGUCUCGUAGGACUCAUAAUGGCUGGCCCAUACUCUCCAGGCGGUGCUUAUUCGCCGGCCGCUAACCUGUCAUUGCUACUCGUAUGUCGACAGUUCCGCUUGGAAUUCACAGAACUUGCAUGGCGCAGUACUACGUUCUUUCUUGGUAUCAACAAAUCCACCAGGGACAAGAGAGCGAUGGCCGGAGGGGUACCAGAAGGACGAUUGUGCAUGCUUCGAAAAGUCGCCAUAUAUAGCCCGCCAUGGGACGAUAUCGUUCGGUGGGGUCAGUGGCCGUUUGAUGCCGAAUGCGUUCGAUUGGAGCGUCUCAGUUUUGUCAUGGUCAUCGGGUUAUCCGACAUUGCGCAGUUUGUUCGUCUUCUACGCCGGUUGCAGAACGUUAAACAGCUCAAGUUUAUCUCGCAAAGUGAUGCAGAGCAGCAGGCAAAAUUUCGAAACACAUAUAAUCAACUCAUCGGGGCGAUCAUGAAGGAAGAUCAUUAUCAGCGAUACGACGCAUCAGGUGCACCCCACGUUGGAGAUGUUUGGUGGGAGUGGAGUUUCAAUGACGUGGAGAAGAGCUUUCUGCUUGUCGCGGAGAAGCCUGCGCCUGUCAUUCCUGAAGAGGAGUACCUCCAGUUCAUGAAGCCGAGAAUCGAUGUAUUAAUGGCGGACAUGGCGCGAGAAUGAUUCGGAGUUCGACGGGUGAUAUAUGAGGUGAGGAUUGGAGCGCAGUAUGAUUGUGUAGUGACAACAAUUUUCUCGCAACCGGCCAGUUAGACUUCUACAGCCUCGAUGGGCGUCCAUAGCUUCUGAAGGAAACUAUAAGCCAAGUGAGAUUCUCAAUUUCACAAUGGGAGGAAAGGCGAUAAAAUCCGGAUGAUUCCAAGGUGGAGAAUCCUUGGGCCUAAAUCUCUUGAAUGUCAAAUCAUGGUGUAAAUAUAGCUGCAUGACCUGUUCGUCGCAAAUGCAAUAUGUCUGGCCAAUGUCUAUUUUUAACCGUAGGUUUAGGUAUAUGGAAUACACGC
Molecule: messenger RNA, 1263 nt
Organism: Dothidotthia symphoricarpi CBS 119687
Lineage: Eukaryota; Fungi; Ascomycota; Dothideomycetes; Pleosporales; Dothidotthiaceae
Exons: 1
Coding region: 89-925 (278 amino acids)
Source: RefSeq, a predicted model, not a curated record